Sitophilus oryzae (rice weevil) is the source of this 918-nucleotide messenger RNA. RefSeq lists its product as uncharacterized. The coding region runs from base 1 to 918 and encodes 305 amino acids. Lineage: Eukaryota; Metazoa; Arthropoda; Insecta; Coleoptera; Curculionidae. The record is from RefSeq and is a predicted model, not a curated record. Gene Ontology annotation, molecular function: gap junction channel activity. The transcript has 4 exons. Gene Ontology annotation, cellular component: gap junction; plasma membrane.
AUGGGGAAAACUAAAACGGAGCAUCAUAGUCCGACUCAUACGACCGGCCACGGGAAGAAGCCUUUUUACAAGACGUACCCGUUUCAUCAAUCCGCCCUUAGAGUUAAGUUACAUAAGAAGCGGAACGAUUUUGCACACUCAAGACGGACAGCCAGAGAGGAUAAUUUAAGGAAUAUGGACCUUUUGAGGGGAUUUUACACUUUAACGCAGACCAGUACCAUUACAAAAGACUCUAUCAUUUUUCGUCUGCAUACUAAAUUUACUGUCGUCGUACUCGUUACCCUCUCCAUUGUGGUUACAACCCGUCAAUAUGUUGGAAACCCCAUCGACUGCAUUCACAUAAGGGAUAUUCCUGAAGAUGUUCUAAAUACAUUUUGUUGGAUUCAUUCAACGUUCACCGUGGUUGAUGCCCACAACAAGUUAAUCACAGAUACGGAGCAUUAUCCUGGGAUCCUAUUUACUGGCAAUAAACCAAUAAAGCAACUUAGGUAUUACCAGUGGAUUGCGUUUGUCUUAUUUUUUCAGGACAAUGCUACAAUAACUGUAAAUCUACAUUCCACAACUAACCAGAUAAAAAUAAAAAGGGGAGUUAGGCAGGGCGAUACCAUAUCGCCAGAAUUGUUUAUUACUGUUCUUGAGCAUGCAUUCAAAAUGUUGGCUUGGCAACAAAAAGGAAUAGUUAUCGAUGGAGAGAGACUCAACCACCUACGCUUUGCGGAUGAUAUCGUUAUAGUGUCAGAUAGUCUGGGAGAGAUCAAAGACAUGCUUCAAGAACUUAACGAUGCAUUACACGAGAUUGGACUAACAAUAAAUUUUGACAAGACUAAGAUAAUGACUAAUAUGGUGCCCAGCGAACACAUACAAAUUCACAACAACAGAAUAGAAAUUAGUCCACAAAUAUGUAUACUUGGGCCAUGA